CCCGGCUCAGCCCGGCCCAGCCGGCCGCCAGCAUGUGGGGCAGCGGCAACCCCGGCGGAGGGGGCGCCGGAGUCGCCGCGGCGACGGUCGUGCUGAGCGGGACCCGGGACUGCUUCCUGCACCUGCCCGCCGUGCUGGCCUCGCACCUCCGCCUGCAGCAGGGCCAAGCUGUGAAAGUAUCCUGUGGUGAUGAGCCCAUAUACUUGAGCUGGAUGGAAAUAAGGCAUCGAGGUCACCGGAGUGAAAAUAUUGCAGAGAUGAACAGGCAUUUAGCAGAGAAACUUGGCAUUGCAGAUGGAGAACAGAUAUUCCUGGAACCCUGUUUGCACGUCUCCUCCUGUCAGCAAGUAGAAGUGGAACCACUCUCAGCAGAUGAUUGGGAAAUACUGGAACUGCACGCUCCCUCUCUUGAAAAGCAUCUUCUGGACCAGAUCCGAAUCGUAUUCCCAAAAGCCAUCUUUCCUGUAUGGGUUGAACACCACACUCACAUUUAUAUCAGAAUUGGUACACUUGUGCCAGCAGCCCCCUAUGGGAGAUUAGAACCAUGCACAGAGCUGCUGAUAUGCCCGAAAGCACGUGAGCUUGAGGAAAACAUCAUAGACAUGCCUUCUACAGAAAGUGACAUCUUACUCAAGAGUUUUGUGAAAAAUAACAUGCAGCAAGACGAAACUGUAAAGGAGCCUUUUGCCAGUCAACCUCAGUUAAAUCCAGGAGUCCCUGAACAGAGUAAGGCUGAUGCAGAUGUGACGCUUGGCUCAAAUGUUCUCCCAAAUAUGUGGAAUUUCAUAGGGAGCAUUUUCUCUCGUACAGCUGAACAGAAACAAAAGACUUUGUGUGAUAAAGAUGAAAUGAGCACCUUCAAAGACAAGUUGCUGAACUUAAUUCACAUGGAUUCCAUUUUUAGAGUUUGUCAGUCCCAGCCUCCCAGCGUACAGAAUGCAUCAGCCCUUCAUGCAUUUCUGAAAUACAAUGCCGUUCAUAUUUUUCCAUGGAAUUUAGAAUUUACUGAUUUGGAUCCAAAUGCUGUAGUUUCUUAUGGGAAAAUAAACGAGCUGCUUUCCCCCAGACAGCGUCAUCAAGAAGCAAAGCAAAAUCUGCCAUCUGAAAAGCAAAAACAUUUGCCCGGUACACAAGACAAAAAUAAUUCCAAUAGCAUUCAAGCGUCCAGUGAGGGAUCUGUUGUUCAGAUCGUUUGGAAUGGAUUUGAAGACCUAAAGAGUGUCAUAGAGUAUGGCAACGGUGGGGAAGCCCUACAUGUUGGAAGAGUUUGGAUUCCAGAUGACCUGAGAAAAAAGCUACGAAUUGAAAUGCAUUCAGCAGUCCAAAUUAAGUCACUCGAGUCUAUUCCUAAAAUUCCUAUAUCUCUUAGACUGCAACCCAAACAGAACUUACAUAAAGAUACAUGUGAAGAUGAUGUUAAAUGUGCUUUCAGUGCUUGGCUAAAGGAUUCUGCUACUGAGGAUCUUCCAUGGAUAAUGACAAGCACAAACUGCAUACAUCUGCGUAUUAAAGAAGGAAUGGAGGAGUUUGUCCUUACUGUAGUGGAUCACGUGCACACUGAAGAAGAUAAGUCUGAGAACACUUUUAUACUGAGUCCCAGUUUGCUGCAAAAGACUAAUAUACAAGUUCUUUUACACCCUGUAACUGCAAAAGCUGAUGAUGACAGCCAGCUGCCUGUGCGUGAAACAGACAGAAACCUUCCUUACAAAAGACUAAACCAUUUAGGGGGAGUGGACAAAUUAGGAGCAUCUUCUUAUGAACAUAUAAGCCACAGUCUUUUGGGUCGUCCUUUAUCUCAAAAGCUGGCUGGUAUCGCUGUGGGACUGCGAAGUGGAGGGGUGCUUCUCACAGGAGGAAAGGGAAGUGGAAAAUCGACAUUAGCAAAGGCCAUCUGCAAAGAAGCAUUUGAUAGAUUGGAUGCUCAUGUAGAAGUAAUUGAUUGCAAAGCUUUAAGAGGAAAAAGAUUAGGAAGCAUAAGGAAAAAUGUGGAAGAAGCUUUUUUAGAGGCGUCAUGGAGACAACCAUCCGUUAUUUUAAUGGACGAUCUUGAUCACAUUGUUGGAGUACCUCCUACACCAGAGCAUGAGAACAGCCCUGAGUCAGUUCAGAGCAGUAGACUUGCUUAUGUUUUGAAAGAUCUGAUAAAAGAAGUUAUUUCCUUGGGGAGUUUGAUUGCAUUAAUUGCUACAAGUCUGUCUGAACAUGCUCUACAUCCUUCCCUGGUUUCAGCUCAAGGAACUCAUAUAUUUCAGUGUUUCAAACGUAUCCAGUCACCAGAUCAGAAGCAAAGGUGUGAAGUGCUCUGUUCUGUAAUAAAAAACAAACUGAACUGCGAUGUAGAGAAGUUCUCCAAUCUUGAUCUCCAGUAUGUUGCAAAAGAAACAGAAGGUUUUGUUGCUCGAGAUUUUACUAUGCUGGUUGAUCGUGCCAUUCAUGCCUGUAUUUCUAACCAGGAUGCAUUUCAACACGGCGCAGAAUUGAAUCUGUCGACCGUGGAUUUUCAGAAAGCUUUAAAAGAUUUUACUCCAUUAGCUCUGAGAAAUGUCAGCCUUCAUAAACCUAAGGACAUUGGCUGGGAUAGGAUAGGUGGCUUAAAAGAUGUGAAGCAAAUACUCAUGGAUACCAUCAUGUUACCUGCAAAGUAUCCAGAAUUAUUUGCAAACCUGCCUAUACGACAGAGAUCAGGAGUCUUGCUCUAUGGAGCACCUGGAACAGGAAAAACACUGUUAGCAGGAGUAGUUGCUCGAGAGAGCAGAAUGAAUUUCAUCAGUGUCAAAGGACCAGAGCUGCUCAGCAAAUAUAUUGGAGCAAGUGAACAAGCAGUUAGAGAUAUCUUUAACAGAGCUCAGGCAGCCAAACCUUGCAUUGUUUUCUUCGAUGAGUUUGAUUCCAUUGCUCCUCGCCGAGGUCAUGACAACACUGGAGUUACAGACCGAGUGGUUAAUCAGCUGUUGACUCAGUUGGAUGGUGUGGAAGGUUUACAAGGUGUUUAUGUGCUAGCUGCUACUAGUCGCCCAGAUUUGAUUGAUCCUGCUUUGUUAAGACCUGGUCGACUGGAUAAGUGCCUGUACUGUCCUCCUCCAGAUCUGAGUUCACGCUGCGAAAUCUUAAAAGCUCUCAGUCAUUCUCUGUCCUUGGCAGAUGAUGUGGACCUUGAGUAUUUGGCUGCAAAAACAGAGCACUUCACAGGGGCUGACCUAAAAGCUUUAUUAUACAAUGCUCAGUUGGAGGCAAUACAUAAUUUAAGCUCAGGUUUAACGCAGGAUUUUGGUUCUAGUUCUGAUAGUGACUUCAGUCUGUCUUCCAUGGUUUUUCUAAACCAUAGCAGUGGUUCAGAUGACUCAGCAAUAGAUGGAGAAGCAGCACCUGAGCAAUCUCUUAUUUCUUUGGACAUGUCUGAGUUGCUUCCUGAGGAUCCAAGGUCCAACAUGUAUCGUCUUUAUUUUGGAAGCUCUUAUGAAUCAGAACUAGGAAAUGGAAGUCCUUCAGACCUGAGCUCUUUGUGUUUGUCUGGACCAAACUCUGUAACUCACGAUUUUACCAACAUCUCUCAGAGAGACACAGCAUCAUCACAACCUUCAAUGCUUACAACAGUCUCCCAAGAAGACUCACUGGAAAAUAACCAGGAGCAGCAAAUAGAGCACCUGAGGACAGAAAUCAAUGCUAUCAAAGCCAAUUACAAAAGCAAGAAUGGAGAGGAUGGCACCCUUAAUCAGUCUGUGCUUGCCAAGAACACUUUAAUUAUUACCCAGUCCCAUUUGAUGACUGCUCUUGAGGGUAUAAGACCAUCCAUUAGCCAAGAUGACUGGAAGAAUUUUACUGAACUGUACGAUAAUUUUCAGAAUCCCAAGAGGAAAGGACAAGUUGGGUCAGCAUUCAGACCAGGACAAAAAAUGACUCUAGCAUAGUAACUUCUAAUGUGCUUGUAAUUACUGAACUGUAAAUGAAAAUGACAAAUGGGAGCUUAAUAUUUAAGUGAUUAGAUCAGAUUAUUUAUAUUCAUAUGGGUUUAUUAAUGCAGCAGUUGAAGAAAAUGUCUUUCUAGUUUACAUGCUGUAAAAUUAUUUCACAUUUUAUUUUGAAGAAAAUUGUCUUCCUGGAAAUUAAUAUUAAAUUUUUGAGAGAA
Messenger RNA from Tympanuchus pallidicinctus (lesser prairie-chicken), 4126 nucleotides. It is a transcript of the gene PEX1, whose product is annotated as peroxisomal biogenesis factor 1. The record is from RefSeq and is a predicted model, not a curated record. Gene Ontology annotation, molecular function: ATP binding; ATP hydrolysis activity. NCBI's taxonomy places the organism in Eukaryota, Metazoa, Chordata, Aves, Galliformes, Phasianidae. The transcript has 24 exons. Gene Ontology annotation, cellular component: peroxisome; cytosol; peroxisomal membrane. Gene Ontology annotation, biological process: protein import into peroxisome matrix. Bases 33 to 3908 code for a protein of 1291 amino acids.